AUGGAAGACAAGCUUUUAGUCAUUUUAUGUUCUCGUUCUAAGCUUCACAUAAUUUCAAAUUUAUGUUCCCAAAUAUUGGAAAUUUUUCCAAUCAAGAAUAACCAAUAUUUAGAUGCAACAGAUGAAUUAAGCAAAUCACUUAAAGCAUCAGGGAAAUUCAGUCAUUUGAUAUCUUCGGUAGAAAUGGCAUUGAAGAUAUCGCAAGAACCUUCAGCACAUCCUGUGGAAGACCUGGAUAUCAUUAGUAAUGUUGCUGAUAAAUUAAAGACUGUAAAACAAACCAUUGGAUUUCAGUUUAAGAAAGUGGUAGCCAAUCCUAGUGACAGUGUGAUGUGGAAAGUGCUGGCCAAUCAGAUGACAUCACUUUUUAAAGACACUAUUGAGUUACUUUAUCUAGUUAAGAAGACAGAAGAGAAGGAAUUACGGUAUCUUGUACAGAACGUUCAGGAGAAUUUGAAAAAAAUAUCUACUACAGAGGAACAAGUAAAUAUUUCUAAGUUAAAGGAAGUUUACCAGUUGCUGACUAAGCUCUUGAUUCUCGGUGAUCAGUACCAUAAGGAUUUGACGCUGAAAGUUCACCAACAUCAGAUGAAAGUGGCUUUACUUCUUUUACAGAGUAGUGGUAUAUUUUUGGCUAGGAUUCUUAAACUUUUACCUCAUUUUACUGGCUGUGCACGUAGUAAGUUUCAGGCUUGUGUAGAACUGGUGACGCAACAGAUGGAGGUUGUAUUGGAUAGUCUCUGUGAUACAACAAAAGUGGACUCCGAUGUUGAAGAUAUGGGACACUUUGUCCUCACUGUUGACAAGGUUUUAGAAGACUUGUCUGUUCCUGAAGGAAUGACAGAUGUUCUACAUGAAAAUGACCAAGUUGAAGAAAUAGUAAAAUUCAGUAUGGCUGUUGCUCAUCUGUUAAAAGGAGUUACUAGAGAACAAAUUACUCAAAGUUGUCAUAGGGUUUUGCAGCAGAGGACUAAACUGUUGAUGUAUCAACAGGCUGAUGUGUCUUUGUGUGAACUACCUGUUGAUUCUUUUGAUGGAGAACGGGAAAAGGUGGUAGAAGAAAUAGAAAUGUUGGAACGUCAUGUGAAUGAAGGGGUACUUCGAUUGAUUGCAGAAAUAUUCACAGAAACUACAGAACCUCUAGAUCGCAUGCUAGGUGUUGCAUUUGAAAUUGGAAAAAGCUGUGCAAAGAAAGACAACUUGAUAAACAUGAAGUCAGUCCAUGAACCUUUCUUUACUACUCUGGAACAUUUGAUCCAGGAAUUUCUUCGUCAUGCUGAUUCCAUGUACCAAGUAUCCAGAUUUGUUGUUGGCUGUUCUACAGAUACACCAGGGUUGCAGUCAGUACUCACAUGUGUUAAAAUGUUGGAGCUUCUAGAUCCUGAACUGGUGCCUUUAACAGUGUCUUAUGCUAAAGAAUACACUAAUGAUACUCUUGUCUCUCUUCAUCUUCUCCAAGAGGAGUGGCAUAAACAAGUGAAAAAUCUUAUUGCAUCAAUUAUUCGGGUCUCAGACACGCAAGCAUUUCUUGAUGUGCUUGAUAUACUAAUUAGACAGUCAUUCGAAACUCUUGUGGACUUCGUUUAUGACCGGAACAGAGAACAGCUUAAGGUGCUUGCCAAGACCAUGACUGGCAAAGCAGAACUUGUUGCAGAAGUGUUUAUGCUUGUCAUUGAAGAUGCACAAAACUCAGGAAAGUGCAAAGACCAACCUGCUCUUUUAAGCAACUUGAAAUCUGCUAUCAAGAGUGUUCAUGCACUACGCCAUGAAUUAGCAGAAGAGCCGUCUGAACCAGCUAUUCAAGAGAAGCUUAAAAAAAAGGCCGAAGUCAUGCAGCAAAUGGUCGGCAGGAUAAGAGAGUCAUGUGUCACUCUUCAAUGCGGCAGAAAUGUUCACACCACCAGAAGAAAGAAAAGUACAUGUAGCAUGUUGGGUCAAAAUGCAGUGAAUCCAUUUAGCGUGCUAGGCCAGAAUGGAGUGAAUCCACUUACUGUCACGAAAGCCUACUCACCAGGAAUUAAUGGACUUCCUGUGGAUACUGAAGAUGAAGAAAGUAAUAGUAGAGAAACACUAAACUUUGACUUUACAGAAAUUUUAGAAGCCCAAAAGGGAGCACAAUCUACAUUUAACACUCCGGAUAAAGAUGUAUCACUUCUUAUUGCAGCUGUGUUGAAAAACCAAGAGAAUUCUGCAUUAAAUUCAUCCAUUGUUCCUACUUUAAAUAACUCUACAUUAAUGGAUAAAUUAGCGACCUCUCGCAGAGAAAGACGAUCUAGGUUAUUUAGUUCAUCACCCUCUUUUAGAACAACAAAUGCAGAAGUAUCACUAAGAAGAUCUCUCCUGAACAAAAACAAGCUGGUGGAUGCUGAAUCUGAUGCCUUGAAAAACCUCCAGCAGUUGAUAAAUUCCGAAGAUACUGUCCAGUAUUAGAAGUCUGUAUUUUAGAAUAAUAGUGGUAGUUUAAUUUUCUGUUUGUUUAGACAACUCCUCCUGAACAAGUUAAUAAUCAUAAUUUGGAGCUCUUAAAUUCAUUUAUGAUAUCUGACAAAUAAUGUGAUGACCCUUAUACAACAAGCCAGGUUAAGAUCCAUAGUGUGAAAAAUGCUUGAAUAAAACUUGAUAGAGAAAAAUAGAUAAACAGUGUUAUUCUUAAACAUAAAUUAUGAAUAUAUUUUAAUCAAAAUACUUAGUCGUACAAUCCUAUUCUUGUUUUCUUAAUGCAAUGCUACACAAUAAUCUUUCUGCAGUCUGUCCACCCUGAAGAAUUGAACAUAGGAUUUUAGUGUUUUAAGCCAUAAACUUACCUCUGAUCUACUGAAGAACUCCUGCAAUCCUAACUGAAUGUAACUCAUUCAAAGAUGCAUAUAAUAUCAUUGGUUUAUCUUGAUCAAAGUAAAUUCUUGUAUAUUAUAUAUACAUAUGUUUUUGUUAGGUUGACACGGUCAUUUUGAGAUUUUUGAUAAAAAAACAACAGCAUAUUUUAUAGCAUUAAAAAAUAAUUUAUUAUUACUGCAGUAGACGGGUCUGAUAGUUAUAAUUUCUAUUCUGUGUUACAGAAGAUUGCUUUGUCAAAAUUUUACAAUCAUGACAAACACUUUGUAAUGAGAAAACAAUAAAAUAAAGUGAUGAAUGUGCUAAAAAAUAAUUUCAUCUGUUACUAUAAAACACAACAAAUAAUUGUUAUUACAUUUUAUCAUCAUCGGUGUUUAGGUCUUAAAGACCUGGGAGGGUCAGAUGCAGGCUGUUACGUGUUCAAACGUUCUCCAAGGGCCUUUUUUUGAGGAGGAUAACAUGAAUGUCAUCUUCUCCUAGAGCUUUGUUUUUUGUUGCUUUAAUUGCUUGCUUAACUUCUAUUUCUGUUAUGGUUUUUGUCUACUGAUAUGUUACAUGAUUUUCGUUUGUAUCAUCAUUUGUUUGGUCAUUGUGUAUUUUAGCAGAUUCAUGUUUUGCGUUACAUUCUUGUUCACUUCAUUAAAGAAAUGUGAAUUUAUGUCUGGUUCAUGGUGUGUCCAGAACGUGUAUUGUAUGUGUUCUUUAAAUGUUUCAGCCUUUUUAAAGUUUGUGUGUGUGCCAAAGUGUUAUGUUAGGUUGAAUUUUCUGUACUUGUGAAUCAUUUUAAAUGUGUCCAGAAUUGUUUUGGGUUGGUUGUUUCAUUUAAUUGUGAGCAAAAUUGAUCCCAGUUACCUUGUUUUAGUUCUCAAACUUCUUUUUGGAUUUUGUUUCUUGAGUGUAUUUAUUUGCAUUUUAAUUGUAGGAUCUCUAUUUUGCAUGUAUUGUCUACAUAGCUUUU
Messenger RNA from Limulus polyphemus (Atlantic horseshoe crab), 3790 nucleotides. RefSeq lists its product as uncharacterized. NCBI's taxonomy places the organism in Eukaryota, Metazoa, Arthropoda, Merostomata, Xiphosura, Limulidae. Gene Ontology annotation, molecular function: beta-catenin binding; actin filament binding. The coding region runs from base 1 to 2430 and encodes 809 amino acids. The transcript is spliced from 17 exons. The record is from RefSeq and is a predicted model, not a curated record. Gene Ontology annotation, biological process: cell-cell adhesion; cell migration. Gene Ontology annotation, cellular component: adherens junction; catenin complex.